Molecule: messenger RNA, 1038 nt
Organism: Penicillium subrubescens
Lineage: Eukaryota; Fungi; Ascomycota; Eurotiomycetes; Eurotiales; Aspergillaceae
Product: zinc-binding alcohol dehydrogenase family protein
Exons: 3
Coding region: 1-1038 (345 amino acids)
Molecular function (GO): oxidoreductase activity, acting on NAD(P)H
Source: RefSeq, a predicted model, not a curated record
AUGUCCAAGAACACUUGUAUAAAGAUCAAGUCUGCUGGCAUAGCCCAGCUGGUGCAUGAUGCGCCAAUCCCGAAACUCAAGGAUGAUUACAUCCUCGUGAAGACAGCCGCCGUGGCCCUCAACCCGACGGACUGGAAACAUAUCGACGAAAUGGCCACUCCAGGGGCGACCGUGGGCUGUGACUAUAGCGGUAUAGUGCAAGAGGUCGGGCCUGCUGUGUCUAACGGCCUGAAGCCUGGUGAUAGAGUCGCUGGUCUAGUACAUGGAAGCAAUGCCUCAAACCUCGAAGAUGGAGCAUUCGGGGACUAUAUUAUAGCAAAGGGGAACAUCCAGAUGAAAAUUCCCGAAGGUGUCUCAUUUGAAGAGGCUGCUGCUAUUGGAGUGGGCGCCAUAACUGCUGGCCAACAUUUGUUCCAGAACCUCCGCCUUCCACUGCCAACACGACCGUCACAGGAGUCGGUAUUCGUCCUCGUUUACGGCGGGAGCACAGCCACAGGUACUAUGGCAAUUCAACUUGCUAAACUUUCCGGACUAACCGUCGUGACCACAUGCUCCCCCCGAAAUUUCGACCUCGUUCGUGACCUGGGUGCGGACCAUGUCUUCGAUUAUAAUUCUCCAGACGCUGUUUCCUUAAUCAAAGAGGUCACCGAACACGCCCUACGUUACGCUCUGGAUACUGUUGCCAGCGAAGUGACCGCCAGGUUUUGCUGCGACGUGCUUGGGAAGGAAGGCGGCAGAUAUUCAUCAGUAUUGCCUAUUCCUAAGCUUCCACGUAAGGAUAUUGUCAACCUCUCGUCUAUGGCAUUCACAGCAAUUGGGGAGGCAUUCGAAAUCGCCGGGCAGAAAGUCCCUGCCCGACCAGACGAUUUCGUGUUUGCUGCUGAUUUUAUAAAGCUGGUCGAGGAAGUUUGGUCCUCCAAAAAGCUUAGCGUCCAUCCGUUUGAAGUCAGAUCGGGAGGCUUUGAUGGUAUUUUUGAGGGGCUCCAGGAAAUGCGAGAGGGCAAAAUCAGUGGACGUAAGCUAGUAUACUCUGUUUAG